This is a messenger RNA of Phalacrocorax carbo (great cormorant), 1119 nucleotides long. The record is from RefSeq and is a predicted model, not a curated record. NCBI's taxonomy places the organism in Eukaryota, Metazoa, Chordata, Aves, Suliformes, Phalacrocoracidae.
AUGAGUGACGAGCAGCUCCCCACCUCUCCCCGCUGCCCUGCUACAGAAGGGGACACUAACGUCUCGGCCUCUGGUUGCCCUGAGCACUGGGUCGAGCCCCGGUUCACGCAAGCGGCAAGGGUCCGUGUGGUUGUCACAGCCAUCUUCUUCUUGCUGGCGGCGGGCAGCAACGCGGCGGUGCUCGGCAGCCUGCUGAGGAAGAGGAGGAAAUCCCACGUGCGGCCGCUGAUCCUCAGCCUGGCGCUGGCCGACCUGCUGGUGGCAGUGGCAGUGAUGCCCCUGGAUGCGGCGUGGAACGUGACGGUGCAGUGGUAUGGAGGGGACGUCUCCUGCAAGCUCCUCAACUUCCUCAAGCUCUUUGCCAUGUACGCGGCUGCCCUGGUGCUGGUGGUCAUCAGCCUGGACCGGCACGCGGCUGUCCUCCAUCCCUUCUCCCGUGCUCGCCGCCGCAACGGACUGCUGCUCCGCGCCGCCUGGGCUGGCAGCGUGCUCCUGGCUUUGCCUCAGCUUUUCCUCUUCCACCUGCACACGGUCCCAGGAGGGAACUUCACCCAGUGUGUUACUCAUGGGAGCUUCCGAGCACACUGGGAGGAAACCAUCUACAACAUGUUCACCUUCACCACCCUCUACAUCACCCCCCUGAGCGUAAUGAUCGUUUGCUACAUCCGCAUCAUUUGGGAGAUCAGUAAGCAGCUAAAGAUCAAUAAAGGUUUGAUAAGAAGUCAAAACGACCACAUCUCCAAGGCACGCAUGAAGACUCUCAAGAUGACCAUAGUGAUUGUUGCCACCUUCAUCAUCUGCUGGACCCCAUACUACCUCCUGGGCUUGUGGUACUGGUUCCAGCCAGCCAUGAUCCAGAAGAUGCCAGAGUAUGUCAACCACAGCUUCUUUCUCUUUGGCUUGCUGCACACCUGCACCGAUCCUGUCAUUUAUGGACUGUACACCCCCUCCUUUCGGGAGGACGUGCGGCUGUGUCUCAGGGGCAUCGAAACAGCCAUUACCAGGCACGAGAGACACAAACCGAUCUCAGUCUCAGAGAAGAACAUCAAGGAUGCUUCUAUAAAUGGUGGGGUGGCAUCAGGGGGCUCCAAUGGGACAACUGUCAACACGGUUUGCUGA